Molecule: messenger RNA, 375 nt
Organism: Selaginella moellendorffii
Lineage: Eukaryota; Viridiplantae; Streptophyta; Lycopodiopsida; Selaginellales; Selaginellaceae
Exons: 1
Coding region: 1-375 (124 amino acids)
Source: RefSeq, a predicted model, not a curated record
AUGGCGGCGAUCGCGAGCUUCGUCCCAGUUGCGUCGAUCCGCGCUCGUGGUAGUGAGCAGAGAAUUAGAUCUUCCUCUCCAUCUUUGUCUGUGGCUUCUUCGUCCUCACAAAAGGAUGCAGUGAUGGAUCUGAUUAGCAGCAGCACCGCAAAGGGCAAGGCGUGGUGGAGUCCUCUCUUCAAUUUCUCCUCCUCGUCGCAGCAGCAGGACUGGGCUGCGCAAGACGAUGCCAAAGAACUCGCUCCAAAUGUAGAUCUAGCAGCCAAGAACACCUCGGACAAAUUCAGGAUUCUUCGCCAGCGGCUUAAGGGCUUGGAUGCCCACCACGACACGAUGUACCACUCCUCGAUCGCCUCGCGCCUGGCCACGCAAUAG